Prunus mume (Japanese apricot) is the source of this 1881-nucleotide messenger RNA. Its product is annotated as putative xyloglucan galactosyltransferase GT14. Gene Ontology annotation, molecular function: glycosyltransferase activity. Lineage: Eukaryota; Viridiplantae; Streptophyta; Magnoliopsida; Rosales; Rosaceae. The record is from RefSeq and is a predicted model, not a curated record.
AGCUGUUCCCGUCUUUCUCCUUAGCCUAAUGUCUCUGUCUUCUGCUGUGAGACUUGAGUAGCUGGAGAUCUUGGUUGGCUCAGCAGCAGAGCAAGCCCAAGAAUGGAGAAACUGCUCCCUGCAAAGUGCUCUCAAGAACUCUGGUUUGGCAUUCUCAUCUCCUUUGCUUUGUGCUUUAUAUUGCUUUCCUUUGAUUAUUCAACCUUUUUUAGUGUCAACAAUGGGGUCAAUCUUUUGGUCAACACACAACAAGUUGACCCAAUUGGUAUUUUGAAGAACCAAACCCUUUCAAUUACAGAGAACCAAACCCUUUCAAUUACAGACCAGCCCAGCACAGAAUCAUGCUCUGGUCGUUUUGUUUAUAUGCAUGAUGAUCUUCCGGAAAAAUUCAACCAUGACUUGCUCAAGAACUGUAAAUAUCUUACUAGGGGGACUGAUAAGCCCAAUUUGUGUCCUUACUUUGAGAAUUUUGGUUUUGGUCCUGAAAUUGAGAACAAUGAAGGGGUUUUGGCCAAUGAGAGUUGGUUUUCCACAAACCAGUUCUUGUUGGAGUUCAUAUUCCACAACAAGAUGAAGCAUUAUGAGUGUUUGACAAAGAACUCCACUCUGGCUUCAGCCGUUUAUGUCCCAUUCUAUGCUGGGCUUGAUGUCAGCCUCCAUCUGUUUGAUUCUAACCUCACGGUCAGAGAUAUUUCGGCGAAAGAGCUUGUCGAUUGGCUUUCGAGAAAACCCGAAUGGAAGAAAAUGUGGGGGAGAGACCAUUUCUUGGUUGCUGGGAGGAUUUCUUGGGAUUUCAGGAGGCAAACAGAUGAUGUUUCUGAUUGGGGUAGUAAACUCAGGUGGUUGCCUGAGUCUGUGAACAUGAGUAUGUUAUCAGUUGAAGGAAGCUCAUGGAAAAAUGACUAUGCUAUACCAUACCCUACAAAUUUUCAUCCUUCAAAGGACAUUGAAUUGGUUCAAUGGCAGGACAGAAUGAGAAAGCUAGAAAGGCCUUACUUGUUCACUUUUGCUGGGGCACCAAGGCCUGACCAGCAGAGUUCGAUUCGGGGCAAAAUUAUAGAUCAGUGCCUAGCUUCAAGCACAUGCAAGUUAAUAGAUUGUAGUUCUGGUGGGAACAUUGAUUGUGACAACCCGGCUAGUGUAAUGAGGGUGUUUCAGAGCUCAGUUUAUUGCUUGCAGCCUGGAGGGGAUUCAUACACUAGGAGAUCAGCUUUUGAUUCUAUUUUGGCUGGUUGUAUACCGGUUUUUUUCCAUCCGGGUACCGCUUAUUCUCAGUACUUGUGGCAUUUGCCAAAGAAUCAUAGCAGCUACUCUGUGUUUAUUCCAGUGAGAGAGGCAAAAGAUAUGCCAGGCAGCAUUGAGGAAAUCUUGCUUGGCAUUUCAGAGGAUAAGGAGUUUGCCAUGAGAGAGGAGGUUAUAAGGCUAAUUCCAAACCUGGUUUAUGCUGAUCCCAGGUCAAGAUUAGAGACCGCAGACGCAUUCGAUUUAGCUGUGAAGGGAAUUCUUGAGAGGAUAGAGGAUGUUAGGGAGGUGAUUAGGGAGGGGAAGGAUCCUAGUAUUGGUUUUGCUGAUGAGGAUAGUUACAAGUACACAUUUCCUCAGACACAAGAACAAACUUGAUUGAGUUCAAUUAUUUUUGUUUAGGAAACAAAAGGAGAUAGAAGAAGAGGUGCAGAUCUGCAAUUGCUAUUUGGGUGUAAAAACUACAUGAGACAGAACAUGUACUUAUUUAGCGUAAAUUAUAAACUAAAGUUGUGAUGUUCUCGUGUUUAUAAAUUUUUUUGUCAACCUCUCUCUCUUCGUCUCUCUCUCUCUCCCAGUCUCGAACCCGGGAAAUGAUGGGUUUUGGCUUGGACCACAAAUCCAAUAGGCUAUUGGAGG